AUGGACAAGGAACACCAGGACUCUACCCAGGACUUCCUGGGGGUCCUCAGCCAACUGCACCUACUGGACCCUAUCCUACAGGACCGAAUGCCCCAGCAGGAUCCACUGGUCCUUACCCUGGAGCUCCUGCUGGUCAGCCCCCUGCAGGACCCAAUGCCCCAUACCCAUCUGGACCUGCUGGAUCAUACCCUGGAGCUGGGCAACACCCAUCAGCACCAAAUGCUCCCACAGGUCCAUAUCCAGGUGCUCCUGCUGGUCAAAACCCAGCUGCACCAAAUGCCCCAUAUGCUUCAGCCCCCACAGGUCCCUAUCCAGGAGCACCAGCAGGACCACACCAGGGAGCACAUUCAGGCCCUUAUCCAGCAGCCCCAACUGGUCCCUAUCCUUCAGCACCCUAUCCUUCAGGCCCUUCAGUGCCACAUAGAAUGCCAUCAUCCUAUCCUAACCCUUCUAGUGGUCCUGGCCCAUCUUAUCCAAAUCCUACUGGCCCCCACCCUGGUGGUCCAAACCCUGCACCAGGUAUGCCUUACCCAACCCCAUAUGGUCAGUCAGGACCUUCACCUGCAGCACCAUGGGGCUCUGGAUCUUGGGGAUCGCAGGGCGGCCAGUAUCCCACAAACCCAAAUCUGCCAUAUCCAGCUACUGGUCCGUACUCCGCUCCUAGCCAAGCUCCUGGUGCUAUGCCAUCUGUACCCUGGGGAACUGUACCUCCAGGCCAGUGGGGACCUGCACCAUCUGCUCCUUUUCCCGGAGCUCCUGGAUCAUAUCCACCAAGACCAUAUCCCUGAAGUUGCCGACGUCCGAUGCCUUCUGGUUGAGCUCAUGUGCAAAGUGGCCAACUUGUACUCCUUAUUUAAUCAAGAAAUACUUUUGGAAGCGUUGAAGUAUCCAUGUAAAGAAUAGAGGCUUCUAAGAUCCACGGCUCAAUAUGCUCACAUCACCAAAGAAAA
Molecule: messenger RNA, 950 nt
Organism: Spea bombifrons (plains spadefoot toad)
Lineage: Eukaryota; Metazoa; Chordata; Amphibia; Anura; Pelobatidae
Exons: 2
Coding region: 1-903 (300 amino acids)
Source: RefSeq, a predicted model, not a curated record